Hipposideros armiger (great roundleaf bat) is the source of this 715-nucleotide messenger RNA. RefSeq names its product gastrokine 1 (gene GKN1). The record is from RefSeq and is a predicted model, not a curated record. Bases 57 to 614 code for a protein of 185 amino acids. NCBI's taxonomy places the organism in Eukaryota, Metazoa, Chordata, Mammalia, Chiroptera, Hipposideridae. The transcript is spliced from 6 exons.
CUUACCUGAGCCCAUGCCUGCCUUCUUCUCCACUCCAUCGCUUGGGUGAAGCCAAGAUGAAGUUCACAAUUGUCUUUGCCGGACUGCUUGGCGUCUUCCUGACUCCUGCCUUUGCUGACUAUAAUAUCAACAUCGGCGAUAACAACAACAGCGGUGGAAGUGGGCAGCAGACAGUGAGCGUCAACAAUCAACACAACGUGGCCAACGUGGACAACAACAACGGCUGGGACUCCUGGCACUCACUCUGGGAUUACAACACUGGCUUUGCUGCAACCAGACUCUUUAGCAAGAAGGUAUGCAUUGUGCACAGAAUGAACAAGGGUGCCAUGCCCUCUCUUCAAGCCCUGGACACAAUGGUCAAGGAAAAGAAGCUUCAGGGUGAAGGACAAAGGGGACCACCUCCCAAGGGCCUGAUGUACUCAAUCAGCUCUAACCCAGUCAACAACCUGGAUGAGUUUGGAGGACCCAUCGCUGGCAUGUGCAAUCAGGUUCCAACAUACAUGGCUGAUGAGAUUCAAGGGGCAAGCCUGUUUUUCUUCUCAGGAAAGUGCUUCAAUGCUAAUGUACUCUGGAUUUUGAACAUUUCCUUCUGUGGAAAAACAGUGGAAAACUAAAAAAAAAAAGUAGCUGUGGAAUACCAGUUGCAGUAGAAUAUCAGAACAUUCUAUAUAGAAAAAUGUGGGCUGUAAUGGUUUAUAUCAUGUCAUUCUGAAAC